Molecule: messenger RNA, 8140 nt
Organism: Xiphias gladius (swordfish)
Lineage: Eukaryota; Metazoa; Chordata; Actinopteri; Istiophoriformes; Xiphiidae
Gene: mideasb
Product: mitotic deacetylase associated SANT domain protein b
Exons: 13
Coding region: 1381-4767 (1128 amino acids)
Biological process (GO): negative regulation of DNA-templated transcription; regulation of transcription by RNA polymerase II
Cellular component (GO): transcription regulator complex; histone deacetylase complex
Molecular function (GO): transcription corepressor activity
Source: RefSeq, a predicted model, not a curated record
UAAUGGUGCUUGUAAUUUAUUUUAAGCCAAUUUAACGUGUUACUCUGUUUAUUGGGCUAAACCCCAAGCUUGUGUAAUGUUGCGCUUGUGAUGCGUCACUAUAAUCCCUCACCUCGGAUGGAGUGUGUGCCUGUGAAAUGCACAGAGACUGCUCACACAGCAUGGUCGCCCUGCAAUCAGCAGUUUUGUGUUUGCUCCAGAGCAGGGUCACUCUGCAAGAAAAAUGUGGUUUCCCUCUGUGCACCUUUUCAUGUAGGAUGUUUCAUAGGAUAUGACAAUAUCACUACAAGCAUGUGUACCAUCACAUGGCAUUGCUGAUGCACACACAGAGUUUGUUAGUCACACAGCGUGGCCAUUCAGUUCCCCCAGUCAGUGGUGCCCCUGAGCCUGUGCAGGAUCUGAACAGCUGCAGCUGUCUAUUUUAAGGAGCCUGUGUUUUACUAGGCCACCAGAGUAAAGGGUGACAAUCGUCAGUCACUUCCUAGGUUGUCAGAGGUGGCCUUUGCCAAGCCCAUGUCGUAGAGAUUCUAGUAUUAAUUUAUGUCAUCAUCUUGACAAAUUGUUUUGUGUAACAUGAUGAGUCCUGCAGCGUGAGUGCUUCGAUUUUUGUGAUUCUCACAGCAGUAAAAAAGUCUUAAUAGUUUUCUGUUUUGGUUGUUGCAUGCUGCACAAGAGUGGCAAGAUUUUCAUUUUAUACAGAUGGAUCAAGGAUUUAAGUUUUAAGAGAAACAUUCGCGAUCCGUAUACAUCUUAAAAUUUGGCAGACUGGGCUGUAUCAAAAAAAUGCUCCAAAACCUGGCCAUCAAAUAAUAUUUUUGAUAAUCACAUCGGGUUACCAUGGCAGUAGUCAAGAUCUCCUUACAAACUAUCAAAGCCUUCAAGGCCAUUUCGACUUUUUACCUUGCAUAGAUCUUUUCAUCAUGACUCAUGAUUGCUCACUUUCAGUUGCCAUUCCUUUUUGAGUCUGUAGUGAUGGUUCAAAGGGCAUAGGUUCCCCUUUUUUCACCUCUGAUGAGUCACAUAGUUGUAAAAAGAGGUUUCUGUCUCACGCUUAACCUGCCGUCUGUUCAGGUUGUUUGGCGGGAAAGAGAGCUUCCUUUCUGUUACAGGGUGUUGCCCAUGAAUGCGAUAGACACACGGACUUCUUCGGAUCUACUUACCCCAGGCCAGCGACCUCUGAAUGGGUCACGAAGAACUUCAGAGGGGAAGAGAAGAUUAUCUUAGUUGACCUGGCUCCUGCUCACACUGAUGUCAAUGUAGUUUUACAGCUUUAUUUUACUGUGGGUAUCCUUUGAUUUUUGGAUUGAUAUAUUCAAGUGACACCCGGUGGAGUAUUAGUGGUCGGUUUGGUUGAAAAUAUUCACCUGGCUCGGCUUAUUCAUGCCCGUCAUGAGUGUACCAGCCCAGCAGAAACCCAGCACCAAAAGAACAGGCAAACGCAUAACAUUUUUCAACGAUCAAAGCAUAGUGAUGAAGGAGACUUCUCAGCACCCUGAAGGGUCCUAUUAUGCCCCAGGUGGCACUGCCUCAGACCCCGGACAGAGCGAGGCUGCAAGUACCGUAACCUCUAAUCCAGAGGGCCCUCACAUGUACCUCAACUCUGUCAUCUUCAGCCCAGAUAAAGGUGACCAGAGCAGGGGUCAUUAUCAGCAGACUGUUCCUAUGAAGUGGGCCCACCAGGAGCCUAGUCAGCAGCAGCCAUCAAUGUCCCAGCAACAGAGAGCUGCGUCUUGGACCGCCAUGACUAACUGGGGACAAAACUUUACAAAUUACAUUGGAGGAGUUAACGUAACAGACUCAAGGACCCAGAAUGCAUUUGUGAAGUCGAUGCAUGAGAAUUCUGGCUUACAGCCACAUCAGCAGCCCCCUAACAGAGCUGCUGACAAGCAGCCUCUAGGGGCCAACCCUUCAGUAGAAGCCUACAGGGAUGCAGUUAAGGCUCGGGGCAUGGAGUGGGAGCCGCAGCAACAGCAGUCCCAAGCCUUUCAGGAAACCUUAAAACCCGGGGCACUGAACACCCAGCAGCACAGCACAUCCCACCCAGGAGGAAGCUCAGUUUUGCAGCCCUUCCAGUUGGCCUUUGGUCAGCCCAAGCAGCACCUGCAAGCCUACUACCAGACCUUUCAAGGCAACAGGACAACCCUACCUAACCCACCUAACUACUCAACGCAGGCAAAACCUCCGCACCAGUUACAGCAGCUGCAGAAGCAAGAGCAAAUACAACGCCAGCAACAACAUCACAUAAUCCAGCAGCAAAUUCAACAGCAGCACCAUCAACAAAUGCAGCAGCAACAAAUCAUUCAGCAUCAACAGCAUGUGCAGCAACAGCUACAGCAGCAGCAACAAAUACAGCACGAGCAGCAGCAACAAAAGAUACAGCAACAGCAACAACAGCAGCAAAUACAACAACAACAGCAGCAGCAACAACAGCUCCAUAUUCAACAGCAAAUGCAACAUCAGCAGUUGCAAAAACAAAACCCUCAUGUGCUUGACUAUUACCCUGGUCCACAAAAUGCACACCCUCACCCACAUCCACAGCCUGUGGUGGUACACUCCCAGGAGUCCUCUGCUUCAGCUCCCCUAAAGAUCCAGGAGCCAGUCAUCCAGGACAUCACCCCAGAACCCCAGCAGUCGUCAGAUCCCCUGCAGCCCCCUCUCCAGUCUGAGCCCCUGUCCCAGUCACAGCCCCAGACACAGCUCCAAUCCCAAACACAGCUUCGCAGAUCACGACGGCUCUCCAAGGAAGGAGGGGCACCAUCUGACAACCCCUUUCUCGCAGUUUCUUCGGAUCAGGCAGCCCCGGGGCUGCAGGGUUCCCAGAACGGGACCCGUGAUAUCCAGGCAGCCCCAACGGGUGUCAUUCAGAGCACGCGCAGGAAACGCAGGGUGUCCCAGGAGGUCAACCUGGAGACCCUUGCUCAGAAGGCCUCCGAAAUGGAGUCUCUACCAUCACAUGUUGUCAAGGAGCCCCACAGGCCAUGGAGUCCCACUGAACCAGAGGGUCUGAACGCCAAGCGACCUCGAGACGACAACCUUCUUCCACUCGUCAUCCCCGUGUCUGUUCCGGUCCGGAGGCAGGAACCCUCCUCCCCUGACAGAGACGAAGCAGCCCUGGCCUCCGGCUGGCCCCCCAGGCCUUCAAACCCCCAAGACCUUGGCCGUGCAGAUCACAAACCCUCGGUCAUUGUCACCCGGAGACGUUCACUCAGGAACUCCUUGUCAGAGAGCUCAGAGCAGAAUGGCAGCACAGAGGGGGAGAAAGAAGACGAUGGCAAAAAGUCCAAACGGCGUCCCCGGCCUGAACCCCUUUUCAUCCCGCCACCUAAACCUGGCUUAUUCAUUGCUCCACCGGUGUACUCUAGCAUCACACCUUACCAGAGCCACCUACGCUCCCCUGUACGCCUGGCCGAAAACCCCCUCACCAUGCCCCCCUACACGCCUCCGCCAAUCCUCAGCCCUGUUCGUGAAGGCUCAGGCCUGUACUUCUCCACUUUUCUGUCUUCUGCUGCAGCGGCUGCAGCCAGCGGACAGGGCCUGCCACCUCCUGCAACGCCCAAGUCAGCCACACGCAGCCUGUUGCGUUCUAACAGCUGCGACAUCACACCACCAGUUCUGUCUGCUAUGAGCGAGGCCACUCCAGUCAGCAUUGAGCCACGGAUAAAUAUUGGGUCGCGGUACCAGGCGGAGGUGCCAGAGCAGAGGCAGCGGUCAGCUGUCGAGCUGGAUCGCCAUUGCGCGGACCUGGUCUGGGCUCCAAUGAAUGAGGUGGAGGAAAAGCCGGACUUCCAUGAGAAAGUGGAAGACCUCAUGCACCUGGCCUGCUCCAGUGUUUUGUGUGGAGGAGGCACCAACCAGGAGUUAGCCCACCAUUGUCUGUACGAAUGCAAAGGGGACAUAAUGGCUGCUCUGUCGCUCCUGAUGCUGAAGAAUCCAAUUUUCCCCAAGUCUCAUCAUUUGUCAAACUACCACUACUCAGGAUCAGACAGCUGGACAGCAGCUGAGAGACGCCAGUUCAACAAAGGCAUCACUGCAUACAAGAAGGACUUCUUUAUGGUGCAGAAACAGGUGACCACUAAGACCGUGGCGCAGUGUGUGGAGUUUUACUACACGUACAAGAAACAAGUCAAGAUCGGCCGCAACGGGACGCUGACCUAUGGGGAGGGAGAGCCUUUGGAGAGUAGGACCACUGAGGAGGAGAUGGACCACAAGGGCUCUCACAGACUGGAGCCACAGCGGGAGGAGGACAGCAGGAAGUGGGAAGGGUCAGCUGACAGGAAACAGGAUGUCGGCCCCACCAGGGUAACACACACGCUGCAGUCAACUGAGAACCCUGGGACCGUUCUGAUCAUGAAAGGCCAGGAGGACAUGGGGAGGGACCAGCCGCUGUCCCGGGUCAUCCACCCCCCUCAACCACCUCCCCCCAGCUCCAAAUCGCGCUACGAUGGCAACGCACGCCGGACGAGCCCGUCAACGGGCAACAAAGGCUCGGCCGCUCAGGAGGGAGAGUUCCCCUGCAAGAAAUGUGGCAGGAUUUUCUACAAGGUGAAGAGCCGCAGCGCCCACAUGAAGAGCCACGCCGAGCAGGAGAAGAAGGCUGCGGCGCUGCGUCAGAAGGAGGCCGAGGAGCGAGCGGCGGCCAAAGCGGCGGCCGAGGCCGCUGCCAUCCUGGCUGCUCGGCAGCAGAACGGGACACGACAGGUGGGCGGGGACAGCACCAACGACGACUCGUCAGAAAGGGAGGACGAGGACGAUGAGGACUGGCAGUAAGAGGAAGGCGGCACACUCUGACUGUAGGGUGGCUUGUUCUGUGGGAGAGGAGGAUGAACAUUUUUUUUUUUAAAAAAGAAAAGAACAAUCCCUCCUGUGAACUGUCUGUACAUUUUGCGGAACAAGAAGACUUCCAUUGCUUGGCACAUUCAGGGACAGAUUUACUCCCGCGUAUGUGUUUGAGUGUGAAUGUGUGGACUGAGUGAGAGUGCGUGUACGUUUGUGUGUCUCACCAACGCCCCUUUACUCUGCUUGAGAAGCUUUUCAGGAGUUACCUCUCUUGGUCACAGGGCUCGGUCAAAUCAAAGCCAUGCCGCUCCUCUCGGCGCUGUCCUGCUCUCCACGCCAGGCCGCGGCCUUCCUCAGCACUUUGAGUCUCGCCCCGCUUCGUCUGUCAGGCGUGGAACUUGUUGGACCCCUUUUUUUCUCUCUCUCGAUGAGCCACAGCACGCGCUUGCUUAAGCUGCAUCCCGACUCUCUGGCAUCUGAUGAAGUUUUGACGAUAUCGACUCUGAAAUCUGACAGCAGGAGGCGGCGAGGCGAACGGACGGAGGGUCGCGCUGUUAGUUUUUCUGCUUUAUGACGGACAGAUGGAUGGGUGGCAUGUGUAAACUGUCGCCCCUCUGUUUCGCCGCUCUUCUGCACUCGAGGCUGCCAAAAGCAUGAUGUGCACCCAAUGCUCUCCCUCUCUCUGUGAGCGUUGUUCAUUUGGGCUUUAGUUCUGUGAAUCUCCCCUUCAGCCCUCGUCACUUUUUAUAGUUCACAGUUUGUUCCUCACUGUUGAUGCCUUGGAUGUUUUUGAUGCUUUUUAUCUUGAAAUGACAAUCAAUUUUACACUGUUGCUGUUUUUUUUAUAUAUUAUAUAUGCAGGUAGAUGUUACUUUUUCUGCCUGUGUAGCUAUAUAUGGUUACUGUUGUUUUUGUGAAUAUUCUUGUUGAUGAUUAUUAAUAUUAUUAAUAUUAUUAUUAUAUCCUGGUUUUGGCUGCAAUUUAAUUGAGCGCUUUUUUCUGUACUUGUCCAUAGCUUCUUUUUUUUUUCUCUUUUUUUUUUUUUUAAGUUAAUUUAAACAAAAAACAAAAAUAAUGCUACUUGCUGCCUGUCUAUAACUGUGAGAUUUUUUUUUUUUUUUUCGGAAGCCAGACAUGAAGAAAAGGCAGAAACAUAUGUGCAAUAGAACAAGUUGACCCCCUGUUACCAGAGCGUCCAAGCCUCUCCCUCCCCCCUCCUCUCUGUGUCAUGCUUACGCCCGGUGGCUCUGGAUGCCUCGCUGUCAACCCCUGUAAACUGAUAGCUGGCACUGACUCUGCAGGUCUCUAUAGAUACACAUAACAAAGCCUGAAAGGACAACAAACAGCACAAACUAAUUCAAGACACAUUUUGGAAACAGAUGACCAUGUUUAUGACAUGAUUACUACCCUGAAAUUUUAGCCAGAGUUGAACUUUUUUUUUUUUUAAUAUAAUAAUAAAUAAUUUACUGAUACGAACUUGCAUUAACAGAAGCAGAAACAUUGUUCACUGCAAACCAAAUUCAACUCAAAUUUUGAAGGUUUUUACAGGAGGCUUUGAACUUACAUUUUCUCCAAUUACUCCUCUUAGACUGAUACUUUCUUUUUUUUUUUUUUUUUAGAACCAUAUAUCAACAUGUAUACCAUAUGCUCUCAACUCAGACAUUUCUCCCAUUAAACAGUUCCCACAGACUGUUUAAUAAUUUUAAAAAGAAAAUUACUGGUACAAACAGGCACUAAGAGAAACUUUACUGUAAAUCAUUCAUGACCUAGAUUUUGCAGUUUUUCACCAGAGAUUUUGAAAGUUGACUGGUUUUAGAACCAGAUGUCAGCCUCUAUCACAUGCUGCACUUCCUACCCAGCAGCAUUCUUAACUGCAAACCAUAUUUACUUAGACUUAGCAGUUUUUAACAGGAAGUUUUGAAUACCGACAUAAGUAUUACAUUUUCUUUAUUUUUUAAAACCGCAUAUCAAAUACAUUCUACCCCUGACAUUUCAGCCCCAGUUUACUUUUGACACUUCCCACAAACUGUUAAUGAUAGUAAAUAAUUUACUGACAAAAUGACUUAAAGGUAUUAAGAGAAGUGGCAGCAUUCUUAACUGCAAACCAUACUUAACUCAGAUUUUGGAGGUUUUUACAAGACGUGCCGGGAGUCUUAUAUAUAUAUUUUUUGUUUUUAAAACCAGAUACUUGCUUACUUUUUUAGACUUUUCAUGGGCUAAAUUUCGUCAGGAAAUUAUUUACUGUAACCAACAAACAGGCAUUACGCGACGGAGAAUAGUUUUUUGCAAACCAUACUUAGGUAAAAUGUGACAGGAUUUAUAAGGGGUUCUGAGUGCGUCAUGAGACUUGCAUUUUGUCCUUGCUUUUAGAACCGGAUAUCAACAUCUGUAACAUGCUCACUAGAGUUGACUUUUUACCCAUGCCACAAGAUGUACAUUUUUUCAGCAAAUUAUUUAAUGUCAUCAGUGUCAUGGGACAUUAAGAGACAGAAUCAUUCUUUUCCACAAGCCCUUCUUAACUCAGAUUUUGCUGGUUUUUACAGGGGAUUCUUAAUCCCAUUAUGAGAUUUAUAUUUUCACAGUAAAGCCACCGUUUGCCAAUAUUUGGUGUCUCUACAUUGAAACAUUUUAUGCCGGAACGAUUAAAACGAUUAAUUCUCUCUUUUGCAUGCACGGAACAGUCUGUGUCCGAAGCGGCCUCUAGAUCGUCGUGACACUAACACACUCCGUUGAAACCUUGACUGUGCGGGUCAGCAGUUACUGAAGGGCCGCAUGACACAGCUUAUGUUUGCAGAGGGGAAACUAUUGAAUAAUUUAAUGCAAAAAUGUGCAAAUAUAGUAACGUUUAAAUGUAGAUUUGACAGUCUGUGAAAGUAUGGUGGCGGUUAGGAAAGAAUUUAUAAUAUAUUAUAAUUUAUAAUUUUAUCCAAACUUCUUGGCUGUUGAGAUCGGCUCAAUAGUUUCAUCAGUCUAACCCCUACAAUGUGUAUCUAUGGUCGCCUUUUUUCUGUUUACCUUGUCGCUGAUAGCAGGCACUGAAUUGGAUUAUGGAAACAGCAUGUCUUGAUCCAGCGCUCUCUACAUAUCUCUAUGUUGAGCCCUUCGGCUCCGAGCCAGCUUCUGUUGCCGUAGUAACAAAUGGGUUAAAGGGUUAUUUUCCUUUUAAAGGACAAACCACAGUGGGGAGUUGGGGGAGAAACGCCUCCAGUUACCAGUUACUCCACAAGUUAAACCUGGGUCUAUGCACGGAGUGUUUGUGUGUGUACGUUUGUGUCUGUAUGUGUGUGUGCGUGAGUGGUCAUACUGUUAAAAGUGCGGUGUAUGAGUCUAUAGUUUAACUGUAUGCAAGUCUAUGGGAAAAAAA